AAAAUGAACCAACCAACACUGGAUGUAGCACAUAAACCUGUGACACAUCGAUCACCUUUAGAGCUACACAAGAGAGAUACUUAUUUUUGCUACCAUUAUCAUCAUUGCCAUCAUCGUCACUACCAUUGUCCCUGACACCACCGCAACAAUCAGGAUAUAAUGUACAGGUCAGGCAUAUCAUCCCAGAGAAGAUCUUGGCCACUAUAUUUGACAAUCCUUGUUUUUCUUGGAGUGGCGGCAAUCGUGGGAAUAACUAUUGGUCUCCUUGUUCAUUUUCUGGCAGUCGGAAAGAAUUACCAUUACCAAGGGGAUUUUCAUAUUUCUGGAGUCACAUACAAUGAUAGCUGUGAAAAUGCAGCCUCACAAGUUAGCAAAGAUCUGAGCAAAGAUAUUGAGACUAAGAUGCUUGAUGGAUUUCAAAAUUCUAGCAUAUACAAAGAAUAUGUCAACUCUCAGGUCAUCAAACUUCUCCCUUUUCCCAAUGGUUCAAGUGUGCAGUUGCAGCUGACAUUCAAGUUUCCUCCAGCAAAGAGGGGGAUCAUGAAGCCUGCAAUCAAAGCUGUCUUACUUCAGCUGUUGAAAGACAACAUGGCAACCUGGAAUGCAGUUCCAGCUUCCAUUAAACUUACGGAAAUUAGCAAGACUGAUGCUGAAAUGCUUACCAACAAAUGUUGUGGGAGACAAUUGGUCAAUAAUAUCAGAGCAGGCAACCGAAUCGUGAAUGGGGGAAAUGCCCAGACAGGGGCAUGGCCUUGGCAGGCAAGCAUGCAGUGGAAGGGCCAACACAACUGCGGAGCAUCUCUGAUCAGCAGCAGGUGGCUACUAUCUGCAGCUCACUGCUUUACUAAGAAAAACAAUUCAAAAGAUUGGACCGUCAACUUUGGAACUUUAUUAAAUAAACCAUAUCUGACAGAGAAAGUCCAAAGCAUUAUUUCUCAUGAAAACUUUAGUGGGCCUGGGGUCCACAAUGACAUUGCCCUGGUGCAGCUUGCUAAAGAAGUCUCUUUCUCAAAGUACGUCCGUAAAAUUUGUCUUCCUGAAGCCAAAAUGAAGCUUGCAGACAAUGACAGUGUUGUAGUUACAGGAUGGGGAACACUUUAUAUGAAUGGUCCCCUUCCAAAUAUCCUUCAAGAGGCCUUGGUGAAGAUUAUCGAUAACAAAGUUUGCAAUGCUCCACAUGCAUUAUCUGGCUUAGUGACCGAUAACAUGCUAUGUGCUGGAUUUAUGUCAGGAAAAACUGAUGCCUGUCAGAAUGAUUCUGGUGGACCACUAGUUUACCCUGACUCUAGAAAUAUCUGGCACCUUGUUGGAAUAGUAAGCUGGGGUGAUGGAUGUGCUCAAAAGAACAAGCCAGGUGUCUAUACUCGGGUGACUGCUUAUCGUGAUUGGAUUACCUCCAAGACUGGACUCUGAAAGAAAAGUAACUUUGGAAUGGAACAUAAAGACAACUGCUGGGUUUCUUAUCUGUUGCUUCAAAAUCUUUUUCUUUUGACUGUUGGUAUACCAGUAAUUUUCUUAUAUAUAAAUACAUAGAGGUCUUUAUCAAUAUUUUAUUAUACCUAAACACUAUCCAUUUAUUUCCUCUAUUAACUAACAGAGAAAACACUAAGAAAAAAUAGAUGGCCAGAAUAUUUUUAAUUGCCUUGUUCUGUUCUAUCCUACCAUUAUAUUCAGAACUGACCUUAACUUAUUUUUCAGAAUUAAAAAAAAAACAACACAACUUUUAGUAUGAGAACACAAAUUCUAUAUCUACCAAAUAAAUUAUUUUUCAUUCUAUAAAUUAUAAUUACAUUUUGUUAAAGUGGAAUAUAUAAGACAUAAUGUACAUUCAUUUUUUGUUUAUAUGUGAGAUAAUUUGUGUGCCUCAUAAAAUCAUGCAAUCUUUGUGUGGAGAAGGUUCUCAGAGGUUCAACUAGAGCAAGCCUCUCAAUGUAUAGAUUGAGAAACUAAAGACUAAAGAGGAAAAAUUAUUUACUUAAAGUCAAUCUUCAGCCUCGCUGAUAAGUUACAACACUCACAUGAAAUUUCCUUCAUAGAGUUUAGAACCAAAAUUAAUUAGGAAUUUUAAAAAAAUUGUAAGUUGCAAUUAUUUAAAUAACAUUUUCUGCUUGUCCUUCUUUUGACAUUUGUUUGCCUUCACUUGCAGCAAACAUAAUGUGAGGUUUUCAAGGGCAGGGAACUAUGUGGAAUCAAUUCAGUAGCUCCAAUCUCUGGAAAUAAUUUCCUAAUAUAAAAAGAAGUAGCCCAAGAUUUUAAAAGUAACUAAAGUAGCCCAACUGGCAUGGCUCAGUGGUUGAGCAUUGAGCUAUGAACCAGGCGGUCACAGUUUGAUUCCCAGUCAUGGUACAUGCCUAGAUUGUGGGCUUGAUCCCCAGUGUGGGGCAUGCAGAAGGCAGCCGAUCAAUGAUCAAUGAUUCUCUCUCAUCAUUGAUGUUUCUAUCUUUCUCUCCCUUUCCCUUCCUCUCUGAAAUCAAUAAAAAUAUAUUUUGAAAAAAGUAGCUAAAAUAAAGUAAAACUAGUUCUUCCCUCAAUUGUUUGUAAUAUUACUUUUUUAUUAUAAGGUAUGACCAAAUGACACACAUAAUGUCAAACCAAUCCACAAAAGGUGUGACAAGAAGUGUUUUUUCUCUCUUGAUUCCUUUCUCAGGUGGGGCACACAUAUUUAUUGAGCACCUAGUGUGUUCUAGGAACUGUCAAAUAUAGACACAGUAUCUUCUCUCAAGGGGGCUGCAUUUAGUGGAUAAAGAUAGUAAAUAUACAUAAAAUAAUUUUGGAUUGUGAUAAACAUUAUGAAGGAAAUAAAAAAUAAUAUGAUAGAAAAUUGUGGGGCAGGUUAAGAAUACUUGAGGUUGUGCUAUCUAAAUUACUCCUCUCUCUAAGAGAGGAGCAUUUGAGCUGGAACAAAAUGAUGAGUAGGCAAAACAUACAAAACAUCUGAGCAAAGAGAAAUUCAAAGGAAACUAGUAUAAAGUCCUUGAGAUGGAAAUAGGAGAGGUGGAUGUGUGGGCAGAAAUGAUUUUUCUGUUAUCAGCUAUUUCAUCUCAAUCUCUUUUGCUGGAUCUUCUACAUCUUCCCAAACUAUAAAUGUUGGAUUGUCCCAGGGCUCAGUCUUCAGAUUUCUUCUUUUCUACUUGCACUCCUACCCUAGAUGCUCUUAUCCAGCCCAAUACUUUCAAUACCAACUAUUUGCUGACAACUCCCAAAUGUUUUAACUCUAGUUCUGGCUUCUCCGGGAACCUAUUAGCAUAUAGUUAAAAUUUCUACUUGGAGGUCUAAUAGGCAGUUUACGUUAGUAUGCCAAAACAGAAUUCUUCUUUUUUCAUCAGUCUUCCACAUCUUAGAACAUUAGUCCUGGAGUCAUUCUGGGUAUCAAUAUUUGAGAUAUUAUUCUUUCUUACUAGAGGCCUGGUGCAUAAAAAUUCAUGCACUGGAGGGAGGGGGUUGCUCAGCCCGGCCUGCCCCAUCUCACAGUCAGGGAGCCCUCAGGGGAGGGAGGUGACCUGGCAAUCAGGGGAAGGUGACGCCCCCAUCACACCUCUGCUGCUGCCACUGCUGGCAGCACAAGCCUUGGCUGGCCCUGGUUACUUGAGCCUCGGGUGGCCCUGGGCAGCUGGGCAGCUGCCAUCCGAGGCUUGCCUGCACCUCAGGCUGGCCCUGGGCGUCUGGGGGGCUGAGGGCGUGUCCGGCUGCACUGCACGCCUGCCACCCCCCUGGCAGAGCUGAAAGGACUGGGGGACUCUGGUGGGGCUGAGGGGACUGGGUGCCACCAUCUUGUGGCUAUGGGUGCCGCCAUCUUUGUGACAGGGUAACAGUCAAUUUACAUAUUCCCUCUUUAUUAGAUAGGAUUUUCAUUAUUAGAAUUUAUUUAGGGUUUACAACUGGCCUGGGAAAGCUCUAUCCUUAUAUCUGGAAAUUAUUGGACUUUGACUCUUGGCCAAAAUGAUGCCAUUAGGAUUUAUGUGAGAUUUAAAUUCUGAACCUUUCAUGGCAGCCCCUGGGCCAGUUUGUUUACUGAUCGAAGAUCCUGCUGGAAAUGUCUCCCUUGAUUUCUUUUGGAGUUAACAGAUUUUGGUGGUUCAAUCUGGAGACAAAAUGUGUAUGUGUCUGAUUAAGGACUAUGGGGAACUUGAACCUGUAUAUGUCUUGGCCUCCCAAUGCUUGCCUGUACUCUCUCUUGAUGUACUGUAUUCUUUGCCUUUAAAUAAAGCUCUAUGUAAGUACUAGUAUUUCCAAUGGAAUUUUAUCAGUCCUUUCAAAUAUCCAAACUUGUGAAAUCUUUUCAAAUUUAAUAUUUAAAAAAUGCAGCAGUGGUGUGCUGAAUAAAGUUGGCCUGCACCAUUUGUAUGAGCUGUAUAUGAAAACUUUAGGGAUUGUGUUAACCAGUUGUGAAACACACCAUAGUUUAAAAUCAAGAAUACUAAAUAUCCCAAACUCAUCGUAUUUUAAUAAUUUUACUACAUAUUACUAGUGUUUAUGGUCUUGAGAUUAUUUACA
Molecule: messenger RNA, 4494 nt
Organism: Myotis daubentonii (Daubenton's bat)
Lineage: Eukaryota; Metazoa; Chordata; Mammalia; Chiroptera; Vespertilionidae
Product: transmembrane protease serine 11B-like
Biological process (GO): proteolysis
Cellular component (GO): plasma membrane; extracellular region
Molecular function (GO): serine-type endopeptidase activity
Source: RefSeq, a predicted model, not a curated record